This is a messenger RNA of Uncinocarpus reesii 1704, 1062 nucleotides long. RefSeq lists its product as uncharacterized. The transcript is spliced from 2 exons. The coding region runs from base 1 to 1062 and encodes 353 amino acids. Lineage: Eukaryota; Fungi; Ascomycota; Eurotiomycetes; Onygenales; Onygenaceae. The record is from RefSeq and is a predicted model, not a curated record. Gene Ontology annotation, molecular function: oxidoreductase activity, acting on NAD(P)H.
AUGGAGCCGCAAACACAGCUACCAACCUCCCAAAGGGCCAUCAUACAGGCCAAGGAGCCCCCUGGCUCUUUGAUGCUGUGCGAAGAUCGCGCAAUCCCAGACCUCCUACCCAGGCAGGUUCUUGUGAAGACUGCCGCCGUUGCAUUGAAUCCCUGUGACUGGAAAAUGCCAACGAAUUUCCCGUGUCCAGGGGCAGGGAAUGGCUCAGACUACGCAGGAACCAUUGUCGCGAUAGGGCCGGGUGUUCCGCCGCGAUUCAAAAUCGGCGACCGCGUUGCUGGCGCAGUACACGCUUCAAACCCCUUGGACCCUGCAUCUGGCGCAUUUGCGGAGUACGUCCCAGGAUAUGUGGAUCAUAUGUGGAAAAUCCCCGACAGCCUUUCCAUGGAGGAAGCGACGGCUAUCGGCUGGUGCGUUGUUGGGAGCGUCGGAUUAGCCCUAUACCAUACGAUGAAGGUACCCGGGACUCCCGAGCAACCUGUGGAAAAACCAACCUACGCAAUGGUAUACGGGUCAAGAUCUGGGUUCAGAGUCAUCACGACCUGCUCUCCAAAGAACUUUGCGUUGGUCGAAUCAUAUGGUGCAGAGAAAGCGUUCGAUUACAACUCAUCGACCUGCGCCGAAGACAUUCGUACAUAUACCAAAAACUCCCUUCGGUAUGUUAUAGAUAUCAUCACGGAAGCAAGGUCAAUCAAGCUGUGUUACGCUGCUAUCGGUCGCACUGGAGGCCGCUAUGUCGGCUUCGAACUCAUCCCGGAUGAAUUGAUUGCGAGUCUGAGAAAGGCUGUCAAGGCCGACUGGGUGCUCGGCAUCAGGAUGACCGGUCUAGAGAUUGCCCUUCCGAAUGGGUACGGCAGUGCUCCGAAUCCCGAGUUACGCGAAUGGGGCAGCGGGUUUAGUCAACGCAUGCAGGCCCUGAUCCAUGCUAAUAAGAUCAGGCCUCAUCGACCCAAGAUUAAUCCGGGCGGGCUUGAUGGCAUAAUUGAAGGAAUCGAGAAGAUGAGACGUCGGGAGAUCUCCGGAGAGAAGAUGGUAUAUGUUAUUAACCCUGAUAUUUCUUAG